AUGUUGCCCCCUGGCCGCCACCGAUUCAAUAUAGUGUCGGAGAAGGUCGCCGUGGUGAACAUGAAGAGCGUAUGUCUCGAUAUACCACCUCAGCGCAUGAUGUCAAAGGACAACAUGGAAAUGAAGCCAGACGCGGUGUGUUUCUACAACGUGUUUGAUCCGCAGAAGGCGAUCUUCGCCGUCCAGGAUUACGCUGAUGCCCUGAACCACCUGGCAACGGUGACCAUGCGCACAGUGGCGAGCGAGACCUCUCUUGCCGAGAUGUUCAGCGAGAGGCCUCGGAUCAACCGGCGGAUUGCUCAGCUCAUCGGCGAUGCCUCCGAGAGGUGGGGCAUCAGGGUGCACAGCUUCCACCUCAGGGGCAUCGAGGUCAGCGAGAGGAUGCAGCGCGCGCUGGCCGCGAGGGCAGAGGCGGGCCUGGAGGCCCAGGCGGUCUUCGUCGCGGCGUGCGCGCGGGGCAGCGCCGCCUCCAUCCUGUCGGAGGCGGCGGAGAGGAUGGCCGGGCAGCCCGGCGCCCUGCGCCUGCAGUGCUUCGACGAGGCGCUGCGGGCCGUCGCCGCGCAGGCCGGCGGCCCGCCGAGCGGCGCGCUCGCGCAGCGGCCGCAGCGCGGGGGUGGGCGGCAGAGCGACGAGGACCUGCUGAGCGCGCAGAGCGACGACGAGCUCGGGUACCACUCGUGCAGCGAGGACGGCGCCAGCACGGCUGGCUCGCCGAGCCCGGCCCACCGCCGGUUCACCGAGCCCGCCCCGGCGCUCGGGCCGCCCCUGGGCGUGGGCGCAGGCAUCCCCGGCGUGCGCGUCGGCGACUUCCACGCGCGCCAGGCGGCGCUCCCGCGCGGCGGCCACCCUCACUCUUGGGGAGCGCUCGAGGCGUCGAAGUUCGAUGUCCGCUCGAGCACGUACCUCGGUGACCGGAAGAAGUGCCCCUCGGCCCCUGCUCUUAUGGAUUUGAUCAACGUGGACUUCACGCUGGUUGGCGAGGACGGGCCGGUAUGGCGCGUCUGCGACCAUCCAGACAUGUUCCCUGCCCACCACGUGGCUUCGGGUGACGGGAGAUUUCUUCUCGUCCUGAAUUGGGUGUUCCCGCCAUACCAGGCCGUCCUUGCGGCGGCGGUGGACCCGGCUGCGCCGUGGCUCCUGGGCGACGACAGCCCGGAGGGUCGCUGUUGGAAGAGGUUUGUGGAGGCGGACGAGACAGGCAGGCGAGAUUUGUUCAAGAUGAUCGGGUCCAUCGAGCAGGGCCCAUGGCUAGUUAAGCGAGCGCUGCCGAAGAAGCCCGUGCUCAUCGGUAAAAGGGUCAGGAUGGAUACACGUUACGAGCCCGGCAGGCACAUGGAGAUAGUCUUCGACGUCUCGGGUGGAAGAGCCGAACAAUAUGCCUGUAACGUUGUCUGUGGCUCUCUCAAGAGGAUAGAGAUGGCAUUCACGGUGCUCAUUGAGGCUCGCGAGGAGCAGCAGUUGCCCGAGCGCAUGUUGAUGAGCGGCGCUCUCCGGAACUGCGACCCCUCGCUUUUGCUGUCCCCGCCGCCCGUGGGCGGCGCGGCCCCGCGCGACGGCAGCAGGACUCCCGUCGGCGUCAUGGUGCCGCAGCCGCCGCGGCCCGGCGUGUUGCGUGGCCCGCGCCGCCCCACGGUGGGCCUGCGGGCAGUGCGCAGCGAGUGCAAACUGGGUAAGCAUGCCAUUGUCGCGACGUCGAAUCGUCUGGCGAUAGACUUGCGCGAUCGGUUUGAGCCGAGUUGCAGCGUCGUCAAGGUCAUUGCCUCGACCUUGGCGUCGACGAAGCUGCAGGAACUCUGA
Molecule: messenger RNA, 1797 nt
Organism: Prorocentrum cordatum
Lineage: Eukaryota; Dinophyceae; Prorocentrales; Prorocentraceae
Source: the annotation of a GenBank genome assembly